AUGCUAUUCUGUAUGAAGAUACCAUCGGCCAUUAUGUUAUGGAUAGUACCGUUACUGCUGAUCCCUUUGUGUUCUGCAAAUAGUGAAAACAGCACCAAUAAGGUGAGUUUGAUUUGUGAAAUUUCAGAUGAUUGAGACUUUAUUUGAUAUUACAUAUUAGUGGUAGAAUUUAUAAUCCAAAUGGAUAGUCCCCCAGCCAAAUAAUGUAAAUGAACAGGAAAUGAAUAGUUGAACAACAAUAAAAUGAUCAUUAGCAGUGAACUUGAAUAACUGAACAAACGAUGGACUUGAUAUAUAUAAAUGAAUGAAUCAAGCAGUGAGAGUCAUGUAGAGUGUCAGCGGCCAAAAGUAGACUCCUUCACGCGUCUUGUGUUACUGUACUUAGCUUAUAUCUGCUUUUAUUUAUCGAUUAUUAGUAUUAUUAUUAAUUAAUAUUCAUUGUCAAUUAUUUGAUUACUUAUUCUUCAAAGGCUAUUUAAGAAACAAACAUUCCCUAGAAGUGCAUUAACUUUAAAACAAAGAGAAUGAAUAAUGUAUUGGCCUCUCUCUCUUUUUCUUUUUCAUUUCUUCCCUUAAAUUCCUCAACAGAAUUCACAACAUGGCUCUUGUGGUUACUCUGCGUGUUUCUGCGCACCGGGGAUACCGGGUAUCCCAGGAAGCCCGGGACCCGCGGGACCAGCUGGUACAUCGGGUUCACCCGGAAACAACGGACCCGAAGGACCUAUGGGUCCACGAGGAGUCGAAGGCGAUGAAGGACUCCGUGGAAAACAAGGACUUCCAGGCCCCAGGGGAGGUACAGGGUCAACUGGUCCAGCAGGCCCAAGCGGAAGCAAGGGUGAAGCAGGUCCCCCUGGCCCCAAGGGACCACAAGGCCUUUUGGGUAAAGCUGGAAAGAAGGGUGAUACAGGUCCUCCUGGAAGUCAAGGUCCCUCAGGCCCCAAGGGGGCUCCAGGGUCUUUUGCACGUAACUGGAAACAGUGCGUUUUUAAGAAUCUGGACGAUGGCAAGGACUCUGGAUUGGUCAAGGUAAAAGCUACGUUGGCCUCAGAUUAAGAAAGUUCGUCAGUAUUUGGGUUUUAGGUUUUAUUUAAAAAGAUAGAAUUUCGUUUGAAGGUCUUGUUUGCAAAUUUGCUUGGAUUAGAACCAGUGGCUCGUACGGCUCAUUUCUCUAAUUACUUGUUACCUUUACUUCCAAAAAAUUCACAGUUUUAUCGAGUAAAAUCCUGCAAAACGAAUGUUUUUACAUGAAAGCUCUCUUCAGCAGUUUUGAAUGGUAAUACCAUAAGAUUUUGUUUACAGAUUCAAGUGUUAGUUUAACCCACUUUGUAUCACAGACUGUACCAUACGAAAGUAUUGUUUAAGAGGUAUAAUUUGAAUCGUCGUAACUUAAGAUAUUCAUAGACUCAAAAGUUAGUGAGAGUUGUCUAUCUGUGAGUAAAGGGAUUAAAAGAUUACUCUGGUAAUCUUGAUUCUGAUUGCUCUAGUGUUCUUUCCUUUCCUUUCAACAGGAAUGCAUUUUCAAGAAGAAUUCGGACAGCACAAGUCUGCGUGUCUACUGGAGUGGCCAACUCCGCAUCCAUAACUGCAACAGCUGUUGUAGGCGAUGGUAUUUCACUUUUAAUGGUACAGAAUGCUCGGCUCCAGCAGCUAUUGAUGCUGUAGUCUACAUGUCUUAUGGAACUGGCAGCAGACUAAACAAUUUGCACCGCCCACGUCACGUCGAGGGAGUCUGCGAUAAAAUCCACAAAGGCACUGUGCGCGUGGGAUUCUGGGUCGGCAACUGCAAACGUUACGGUUCUGCUGAUGCGAACACAGGAUGGAACUCGGUGUCCCGGAUGUACGUGGAAGAAAUACCUCCCCCACAAGCUUAA
Molecule: messenger RNA, 1871 nt
Organism: Porites lobata
Lineage: Eukaryota; Metazoa; Cnidaria; Anthozoa; Scleractinia; Poritidae
Source: the annotation of a GenBank genome assembly